AUGACAGAUAGUACAACGAGCACUUCAUCGACUUGCGACGAGCUCGUCGACGAUCGAUAUGGAUUCAUUUACAGACUUGUUUUCGAGUUGUUCACAGGUCGAAAAUUAGCAUCGAAUAUUUUAGUUUCGUUUUGUGCAGAAUUUAAGAAAACGCUCGUUUUCAAUGAAACAACAUCGAACUAUAACUAUGCCAGUCAUGUUUCAAUUAAUAGUGUGGAUUUUCCUCAGGGUCUAGCAAAGAGUAAAAAAGAGGCGAAAGCAGCAGCAGCACGACGUGCGAUAGCUUGUUUACUUGAAAUCAACGAAGAACAACUCAGUCCGGAAUAUCUCGGACGAAAGCAAAUAUCGAUCGAUCGUCACGGCCAUACAUUGGCUCACUCAACAGAUACAACGCAUCAGCACGGUCUUAUUGAAAGCUUUCUCGAUGACUAUGCACAAAAACUUCUCAAACUCGGACAAGACGAAAAUUUACUCAAAUUGAAAGGCAUCAAGACGAAAAUCCAACAGCCUACGAGUGAUGAUAAUAAUAAUAAACUUUCGGAAAAUUUAUAUAAAAGCGAUUCAACAUCACGCUCAACCGCGAUGAAACGUCUUGCCGAUUAUUGUAAGCAAUUCUCUGUAGUUGCAGAUAUUGUCAUGUCUACAGAUGAUCGAACGAACUUACCCGCUGAAAAACGGCAUUUCGCGAAAGUCUACUUUGGUUUGAAUAAAACUAUUAUUGCUUCAGCGCAUGGCUCCACGGCAUUCGAUGCUAAAUCGAAAGCAGCUGAUCGGGCCAUGUUUGUUUUGUCGAGUCGAACUUCGAAAGACGGGCCUUCACAAUCGAACGAGAAGGCACUCCUGUCUCUAUCAUUAUUCGAUCAGCAUUGUCAGCUAGUAGCUGACUUUGUUAAAUAUCAUCAGGAGGCAAAUACUUCACCGAUAUUUCAAACGUUGCAACAUCGAUCUUAUGCUGCAUUUAUUAUAAAAAACAAUCAAAACGAUCUGGGAAAAGUCGUGGCAUUCGGUGUUGGUAGUCGAUGUACAUCACCUGAUAGUAUCGAUGAUGAUGGCUGUGUAAUACUUGAUUGUCAUGCACUGGCAAUGGCAAGACGAGCUUUGUUGCAAUAUCUCUACGGUGAACUUCACGAACUUGCUCAUGGUUCACCAUCGAUUCGAAAUAUUUUCCUUCGACCUCCCAUCGGCAAAUUGUAUUUGCGAAAUAGUGUCUCAAUUCACUUAGUUCUAUCGAAUGCACCAAGUGGCGAUGCAAGAGAAUAUCUCCCAUUCGAUUCGAACAACUAUCUGAGCGCAUAUGAUUCCGCUCAGUUGAAAAUGACAGCUCAUGCACCGAUCUAUGAAAAUCGUGAACAAGGUUAUCUAAGAUACAAAUAUGUCGAAGGAAUAGAAACAAUAAUUGCUACCCAUCGGCAACGCUUUGGUCUGAUGUCAUGUAGUGAUAAGAUUCUCAAAUGGAAUGUUUUGGGAAUUCAAGGUGCUCUUCUUUCGACAUUGAUUGAACCAAUCAAGAUCUCGUCUAUCACGAAUCUCAGUGGUUUUAAACAACAGCAUACAUCUCGUGCCUAUUGCUGUCGCUUGAACAAAGCUUCAUCGACACUCGAUGUUCAUCAUCCUCAAAUUGGUCGACCGAAAAAUGUCACAGCUCCAACUGAUGAGCUUGAUCAUCAGUUCAGUUAUUUUUGGUCGUCUAUUCACGCUGGCGAAUUAAUCGAUGCAUCAACUGGUCGUCCUACUUCCGGAGGCAAUAGUGCUAUAUCCAAAGCAGCAUUUCUCGGUGAAUUUAAGCAAUUGUGUUUACAAAUGUGUCAUCCGUGCAAUAGUCAUAUGACCUAUAACGAAUUGAAGCAUUUAAAUGAAGAAUAUUUUCGUCGAAAACAGGUGAUGACAUCAUUUCUUGAACACGCAAAUUUUGGCUAUUGGUCAUCGGAGAAAACUCAUUUGGAACAAUUCAAAUACUCAUCAAACAUAUCGCCAAUUACUCAAAAUAAUUGA
Molecule: messenger RNA, 1992 nt
Organism: Adineta ricciae
Lineage: Eukaryota; Metazoa; Rotifera; Eurotatoria; Adinetida; Adinetidae
Source: the annotation of a GenBank genome assembly